CCCUCGGAGCCGGCCCCCCGUCGGGUCUUCACUCACAAAUUCGAGCCCGCUCGCCUCGCUCGGCGGACCGACCAUGUCUGGCGGCGCCGCGGAGAAGCCGAGCAGCACUGCGAGUUCCCUGUUCCUCUCGCCGCCGGCCCCGGCCCCCAAGAAUGGCUCCAGCUCCGACUCCUCCGUGGGGGAGAAGCUGGGCUCCGCGGCCACCGAUGCGGCCACCGGCAGGACCGAGGAGUACCGGCGCCGCCGCCACACUAUGGACAAGGACAGCCGCGGGGCCGCGGCGACCACGACCACCACGGAGCACCGCUUCUUCCGCCGCAGCGUCAUUUGCGACUCGAACGCCACGGCGCUGGAGCUGCCCGGCCUCCCUUUCUCGCUGCCCCAGCCCAGCGCCGCCGCGGUGCCCCCGCAGAGCGCGCCCCCGGAGCCCCACCAAUCAGAGUUUUCCGGAGCCAAGAGGUUGGCUACCGGGGAAGGAGUGUGGAAGGUCGUGGGAGUCCGAGCGAGUCCGAGCGCAUUGCCGGUGCCUCCUUGCUGUACUCCAGCGGCCCGCAGGAAACUGGAAUUAGUGGCCACCAUCAUGUGUAGAAUGUCAGCAGCCAAAACAAUAUGCAAAAUUAAAUCCCCUGUAACUCACGAUCGAAAGUUAACAAAAUCUGAGCGGCAAAGAUUUAAAGAAGAGGCUGAAAUGUUAAAGGGUCUUCAACAUCCCAAUAUUGUUCGUUUCUAUGAUUCUUGGGAAUCUACAGUAAAAGGAAAGAAAUGUAUCGUUUUGGUGACUGAACUUAUGACAUCUGGAACACUUAAAACGUACCUGAAAAGGUUCAAGGUGAUGAAGAUCAAAGUUCUAAGAAGCUGGUGCCGUCAGAUCCUUAAAGGACUUCAGUUUCUUCAUACUCGAACUCCACCUAUUAUUCACCGAGAUCUUAAAUGUGACAACAUCUUUAUCACUGGCCCUACCGGCUCAGUCAAGAUUGGAGACCUAGGUCUGGCAACCCUGAAGCGGGCUUCUUUUGCCAAGAGCGUGAUAGGUACCCCAGAGUUCAUGGCUCCCGAGAUGUAUGAGGAGAAAUAUGAUGAAUCAGUUGAUGUUUAUGCUUUUGGGAUGUGCAUGCUUGAGAUGGCUACAUCUGAAUACCCUUACUCAGAAUGCCAAAAUGCUGCGCAGAUCUACCGUCGAGUGACUAGCGGCGUGAAGCCAGCCAGUUUUGACAAAGUAGCAAUUCCUGAAGUGAAGGAAAUUAUUGAAGGAUGCAUUAGACAAAACAAAGAUGAAAGAUACUCUAUCAAAGACCUUUUGAACCAUGCCUUCUUCCAGGAGGAAACAGGGGUACGGGUAGAAUUAGCAGAAGAAGAUGAUGGAGAAAAAAUAGCCAUUAAAUUAUGGCUACGUAUUGAAGAUAUUAAGAAACUAAAGGGGAAAUACAAAGAUAACGAAGCUAUUGAAUUUUCUUUUGACUUGGAGAGAGAUGUGCCAGAGGAUGUUGCUCAAGAAAUGGUAGAAUCUGGGUAUGUCUGUGACGGUGAUCAUAAGACCAUGGCAAAAGCCAUCAAAGAUAGGGUGUCAUUAAUUAAAAGAAAACGAGAGCAACGGCAGCUGGUCCGGGAGGAACAAGAAAAAAGAAAGCAGGAAGAGAGCAGUCUCAAACAGCAGCCAGAACAGCAAUCAAGCGCUUGCCAGGCCGGAGUCAAGCAACUCCCUCCUGCUAGCACUGGCAUACCUACUGCAUCUACCACUUCAACUUCGGUUUCUACACAAGUAGAACCUGAAGAACCUGAGGCAGAUCAGCAUCAACAACUGCAAUACCAACAACCUAGUGUAUCUGUGUUAUCUGACGGGACAGUUGACAGUGGUCAGGGAUCAUCUGUCUUUACAGAAUCUCGAGUGAGCAGCCAGCAGACUGUUUCAUAUGGAUCCCAACAUGAACAGGCACAUUGUACUGGCACAAUCCCAGGGCAUACCGCUUCUGUUGUCCAAGCACAAUCUCAGCCCCAUGGGGUGUAUCCACCCUCAAGUAUGCCUCAGUCCAUGGCGCAUCCGUGUGGGGGGACCCCAACAUACCCAGAAUCACAGAUAUUUUUCCCAACUAUUCAUGAACGUCCAGUUUCUUUUUCACCACCUCCCACCUGCCCACCGAAGGUGGCAAUUUCCCAGCGGCGUAAGAGCACCUCCUUCCUGGAAGCCCAAACACGCCACUUCCAGCCCUUGCUGAGGACUGUUGGCCAAAAUCUUCUUCCACCUGGUGGCAACCCAACUAACUGGACACCAGAGGCCGUAGUUAUGUUGGGUACUACAACCAGUAAAAUUACUGGAGAGCCAUGUGAGAUACAGGCCCAUCCUGUGUUUGAACCAGCUCAAAUUUACAGUGACUAUAGACCUGGACUAGUACUUCCAGAAGAAGCUCACUAUUUUAUUCCUCAGGAAGCAGUGUAUCUAGCUGGGGUACAUUACCAGACACAGGUGACAGAACAGUAUGAGGGUAUUUCGUACAACUCACCAGUACUGUCGAGCCCUAUGAAACAGAUACCUGAACAGAAGCCAGUCCAAAGGGGCCCUACUUCAACUUCUGUCUUUGAAUUUCCAUCUGGACAGGCUUUCCUGGUAGGACACCUUCAGAAUUUAAGAUUAGAUUCUGGAUUGAAUGCAGGAUCUCCCCUCUCUAGUGUUUCUGCACCUAUCAGUACAGAUGCUGCACGUUUGAAAUUUCACCCUAUCUUUGUUCCUCAUUCUGCGCCUGCUGUGUUAACUCAUAACAAUGAGAGCAGAAGCAAUUGUGUAUUUGAGUUUCAUGUUCACACACCAAGCUCCUCUUCAGGAGAAGGAGGAGGAGUUUUACCACAGCGUGUUUACCGAAGUCAACAGGUGGCAGUGGACUUAAAUCAGGAAGAAACACCUCCUCAAUCAGUUGGAUUACCUGGCCGCCUGCAGCCUGUGACUGAAGAACAGCAUAAUUACCAUGCCCCAGAAUUGACUGUUUCUGUGGUAGAGCCUAUCGGACAGAACUGGCCAAUAGGAAGCCCAGAAUAUUCCAGUGAUUCCUCACAAAUUACUUCUUCAGAUCCCAGUGAUUUUCAGUCACCUCCCCCUACAGGGGGUGCAGCAGCACCUUUUGGCUCUGACGUCUCAUUACCCUUUAUCCGUCUGCCUCAGACAGUGUUGCAAGAAUCCCCACUUUUCUUCUGUUUCCCCCAAGGAACCACCUCUCAGCAGGUCUUAUCUACUUCAUUAUCUUCAGGAGGAUCUACACUCCAUCCACAGGCACAGGCGCAAAGCCAGGGUCAACCAUCUUCAAGUAGCUUAACAGGGGUCCCAUCUUCCCAGCCCAUUCAACAUUCUCAUCAGCAGGGGAUACAACAAACAGUCCCUCCUCAACAGACAGUGCAGUAUUCACUUCCACAGACAUCAACCUCUGAGGCCACUCCUGUACAGCCAGUGAGUCAACCUCAAGCUCCACAGGUCUUGCCUCAAGUGUCAGCUGGGAAACAGGGCUUCCCAUCUCGACUACCACCACAGUACCCAGGAGAUUCAAACAUUCCUCCCUCUUCCAGCGUGGCUUCUGCUUGCAACCCUGCUACACUCUUAUCCCCUCCCAUGCCAACAGAAGCCUUGGCUACACCAGGUUACUUUCCUGCAGUGGUGCAGCCUUAUGUUGAAUCAAAUCUUUUGGUUCCUAUGGGCAGUAUAGGAGGACAGGUUCAAGUGACUCAACCAGCAGUGAGUUUAGCACAACAAGCCCCCACAACAUCCUCCCAGCAAGCCGCUCUGGAGAGUACUCAGGGAGUCUCUCAGAUUACUCCUUCAGAGCCAAUUCCAAUAGCACAGCCACAGCCUACCCAGCCUACUGCUUUGGUCUCUUCUUUAGACAGUGCACAUUCAGAUGUUGCUUCAGGUAUGAGUGAUGGCAAUGACAAUGUCCCAUCAUCCAGUGGAAGACACGAAGGCAGAACUACUAAACGACAUUAUCGAAAAUCUGUAAGAAGUCGCUCUCGUCAUGAAAAGACUUCACGUCCAAAAUUGAGAAUUUUGAAUGUUUCAAAUAAAGGAGACCGGGUAGUAGAAUGUCAGUUAGAGACUCACAAUAGGAAAAUGGUUACAUUCAAAUUUGAUUUAGAUGGUGACAACCCUGAGGAGAUAGCAACAAUUAUGGUGAAUAACGACUUUAUUUUAGCAACCGAGAGAGAUUCAUUUGUGGAUCAAGUGCGGGAAAUUAUUGAAAAAGCUGAUGAAAUGCUCAGUGAGGAUGUCAGCGUGGAACCAGAGGGUGACCAAGGGCUAGAAAGUCUUCAGGGAAAAGAUGACUAUGGCUUUUCAGGUUCUCAAAAGCUGGAAGGAGAAUUCAAACAACCAAUUCCUGCAUCUUCUCCACCACAGCAAAUAGGCAUUACUACUAGUUCUUUAACUCAAGUUGUUCAUUCUGCUGGGAGACGGUUUAUAGUGAGUCCUGUGCCAGAAAGUCGAUUACGAGAAUCAAAAAUUUUCAACAGUGAGAUAUCAGAUACAGUUGCUGCUUCAACACCUGGAAUGAACUUGUCUCACUCUGCUUCAUCCCUUAGUCUGCAGCAAGCUUUUUCUGAACUUAGGCAUACCCAAAUGACAGAAGGACCCAAUACAGCACCUCCCAAUUUUAGUCAGACAGGACCAACAUUUCCAGUAGUACCUCCUUCAGCAAUGAGUAAUAUUGCUGGAGCUCCAACUCCAACAGCAGCCACAUCUUCAGUAUUAGUCCCUGCAACUGGCAGCCCUCUUAGUGACAUGUCCACAUCAGUAAAUCAAUCUGAUAUUACAGUACCCAAUGAAAAAGGGGUUGCUGGGGCUGCCACCAGCACAUGUGUAAUAACUUCAAGUGGUCUUCUUAUACCACCUGCAUCUGAAUCACCAGUACUUUCCAGUGUGGUAACAAGCAUCACAGUACCUGCAGUUGUCUCAGUAUCAACAUCCAAAUCAGUUCAGGCUCCCAUAUCUGGGACCAUUGUUUCUAGUAUAGGCACUUACCCCUCUGUACAAGUUUCAACACCGUCAGCCUCUGCAGUGGGCAGUGCUGCUGCCCCAGGUGCUAAGCCUCCACCUGUAUUAUCUCAGCAGACAGCAGGCACUACGACUGGGGGAGCCACAUUACCUUCUGUUUCAACCACCACUUCAUUUCCAUCCCUUCAGCUUAGCAGCAGUAACUCUGCUCCUACUCUAGCUGAAACAGUGGUUGUUAGUGCACACUCACUUGAUAAAACAUCUCAUAGCAGUACAACUGGAUUGGCUUUGACCCUCUCAGCAACAUCUUCCUCUUCCCCUGGAGCAGGAGUAACUAGUUCUGUUUCUCAGCCCGGCGGAUUACAUCCCUUGGUCAUCCCACCAAAUAUAGGUUCUGCUCCUGCUCUUCCCCAAGCAGCAGGACCUACUUCUACACCAUUAUUACCCCAAGUACCUAGUAUCCCACCUAUGGUACAACCUGUUGCCAAUGUGCCUGCUGUACAGCAGACACUAAUUCAUAGUCAGCCUCAACCAGCUUUGCUUCCCAACCAGCCCCAUAUGCAUUGUCCUGAAAUGGAUGCUGAUAUACAACCCAAAGCUCCUGGGAUAGAUGAUAUAAAGACUCUGGAGGAAAAACUGCGAUCUCUCUUUAGUGAACAUGGUUCAUCUGGAGCUCAGCAUGCCCCGGUGUCACUAGAAACAUCACUGGUAGUAGAGACCACUGUCACACCAGGCAUCCCAACCACUGCUGUUGCACCAAGCAAACUCAUGACGUCCACUACAAGUACUUGCUUACCACCAACCAGUUUGCCAAUAGGAACAACUGGUUUGCCAGCAAUACCAGUGGUCACACCUGGGCAAGUUUCAACACCAGUGAGUUAUGUUUCGGCCUCAGUCAGCACUGCACCAGGAAUGAAGCCCGGAACUGUUCCAGCAAAGCCACCUUUAACUAAGACUCCAGUGCUGCCAGUAGGUACUGAACCUCCAGCUGGUACUCCACCCAGCGAGCAGCCGCCACCUUUCCCAGGACCUUCACUAACUCAGUCCCAGCAACCUUUAGAAGAUCUUGACGCUCAGUUGAGAAGAACACUUAGUCCAGAAACUGUUGCAGUGACAUCUGCAGUUGGUCCUGUGUCCAUGGUGACUUCAACAGCAGUUACAGAAGCAGGAGCACAGCCUCAGAGGGAUGUUCCUCAAGCCACAGAAGGCCCUGUCCUCACAACUAGUUCAGGAGCUGGUGUUUUUAAGAUGGGGAGAUUUCAAGUUUCAGUAACAGCGGAUGAUGCUCAGAGAGAGGGUAAAAAUAAGUCAGAAGAUGCAAAGUCUGUUCAUUUUGAAUCCAGCACUUCAGAGUCCUCAGUGCUAUCAAGUAGUAGUCCAGAGAGUACUCUUGUGAAGCCAGAGCCUAAUGGAAUGACCAUCCAUGGCAUUUCUUCAGAUAUGCCAGAUGGUGCCCACAAAAUUCCUGUUGCAGAAACAGGUCAGCCUACCAAGGUUGGACGUUUUCAGGUGACAACUACAGCAAAUAAAGUUGGUCGUUUCUCUGUAUCAAGAACUGAAGACAAGAUGGCUGAGGCAAAGAGAGAGGGACCAGUGGCAACUCCUCCUUUAAUGGAUUUAGAGCAAACUGUUCUUCCUGCUGUGAUACCAAAGAAAGAAAAGCCUGAACUCUCUGAGCCUUCACAUCUCAAUGGGCCGUCUUCUGACCUGGAGGCUGCCUUCCUAAGUAGGGAUGUGGAUGAUGGUUCAGGUAGUCCACACUCCCCCCAGCAGUUGUGCUCAAAGAGCCUUCCUAUCCAGAAUCUAAGUCAAAGCCUUAGUAAUUCGUUCAACUCCUCGUAUAUGAGUAGUGACAAUGAGUCAGAUAUUGAAGAUGAAGACUUAAAGUUAGAGCUGCGACGACUACGAGAAAAACACCUUAAAGAGAUUCAAGACCUACAGAGUCGCCAGAAACAUGAAAUUGAAUCUUUGUAUACCAAACUGGGCAAGGUUCCCCCUGCUGUCAUUAUUCCCCCAGCUGCUCCCCUUUCCGGGAGAAGAAGGCGACCCACUAAAAGCAAAGGCAGCAAAUCUAGUCGCAGCAGUUCUUUGGGGAAUAAAAGCCCCCAGCUUUCAGGUAACAUUACUGGUCAGAGUGCAUCUUCAGUCUUGCACCCUCAACAGACCCUCCACCCACCUGGGAAUAUCCCAGAAACUGGGCAGAAUCAACUGUUACAGCCCCUUAAGCCAUCUCCCUCCAGUGACAACCUCUAUUCAGCUUUUACCAGUGAUGGUGCCAUUUCAGUACCAAGCCUUUCUGCUCCAGGUCAAGGGACGAGUAGCACAAACACUGUUGGGGGAACAGUGAACAGCCAAGCUGCCCAAGCUCAGCCUCCUGCCAUGACAUCCAGCAGGAAAGGCACAUUCACAGAUGACCUGCACAAGUUGGUAGACAAUUGGGCCCGAGAUGCCAUGAACCUUUCAGGCAGGAGAGGAAGCAAAGGACACAUGAAUUAUGAGGGCCCUGGAAUGGCAAGGAAGUUUUCUGCACCUGGUCAGCUGUGUACCUCCAUGACCUCAAACCUGGGUGGCUCUGCCCCCAUCUCUGCAGCAUCAGCUACCUCUCUAGGUCACUUCACCAAGUCUAUGUGCCCCCCACAGCAGUACGGUUUUCCAGCUCCCCCCUUUAGCACUCAGUGGAGCGGAACAGGUGGCCCAGCACCACAGCCACUUGGUCAGUUCCAGCCUGUGGGAACUGCCUCCUUACAGAAUUUCAACAUCAGCAAUUUGCAGAAAUCCAUCAGCAACCCCCCAGGUUCCAACCUGAGGACCACUUAGACCUAGAGACAUUAACCAAGUAGAUUUGGGGGCAGGAGAUGGAAUGCUGGGGGGUGGGGGAGGGGGACAGGGGAUGGGAAAGUAGCCUAUAUACUAACUACUAGUGCUGCAUUUAACUGGUUAUUUCUUGCCAGAAAGGAAUGUUUUCAAUAUCGCUUAGAACCCUCAGAAUGGAGAACCUCCCUCCCGUCACCAUUUAUUGGAGUGGGACAAGAAGGGAAGAGCAGCUUUCUUGUGGUGGGGCAGCUUCAAACUAUGCUUUUCUAUUUAUCUAUACCCAACAUCAAAGGCUGGGGAAGAGAAUUGUGUUUAUUAGAAAGCUACCAGAGAGCUCAAUGGAAAACCAUACCCCUCUAUAAUUUUCAAGUGGGUGGAGCUCUGAGUUUUGGUACCCACCCCAAAUCCCUUAUUCCCUCAAAAAUCUGUACCACAAGACAAAAAUCUAUUGGGCUUUUUCCUACCUAACCCUCCCCCCCUUUUUUUGCUCUUUCCCUUUUUGGUUUUUUUUGUUUUGUUUUGUUUUUUAAUUUUCUUUAGAACCCAGUGAAAAACACCAGGGGACUGAGGUUUCAACCUUUUCUUAUGAUAGGUCAUUAGUGCUUUUAAGCAAGCAACAUUAGCAGCUUUGACUGCAGCAUUAGCAAUUAGGAAAAAAAAUUAAGUUCCCUGCGGACAUGUAACUUUGCCAUCAGUUUUGAUGUGGAAACACUGUGAUAUAUAAAUGUUGUUGGACAACAGUAGUUUUAAGAGUAAAAUAUGAAAGGUUUAAAAAGUUGAAAAAAAAACUAGCUCUGUCCUUUACUUAUUGAGACACUUUAACUUUUCCUUUGUAUUUCCAUUGUAUUAGAUAAUAAAUGUGAAUGUAAAAUUGUAUAAAUUACUGUACUUGAAUACUUCUGUUCUCCCAGUAUUGCUUGCUGGAUAUUUUAGUGCCUUGGACUUCUAUUGCUUCUGCCAUUAGCAUCAAAUUCUCAUCAGACCCCAGAAAGCAAAGGGCAUGUGGUCUAUGUGACCCCAGCAGUGGAUUAUACCAAAGGGAAAUUGAAAGUUUUGGUUGUUUUUAUUUUUGUUUUUGUUUUUAAGUCAUUCAACAAUUUUGUCUAGAGCAGGUGUUAAGGUGUAUAGGGUGAGAAGUUAAGUUGACAUCAGUGGUUUGAAAGCAGAAAGUUCUAUUCCAGAACAGAGAGGGGUGUGGUGACAAAAUCAGGCAGUUUAAUAAAAGGGUGGUGUGUGAUAAGUGAAAAGAAAAAGACUAAGGGAUGGGAGAACAGACUUGCUUUGAAGAUAUGUGAUGCCUGGCCAAUGGUUGCCAGAAAUCUUACUUGAGCUGGGCUUUAACACAGAUGUGACCUAGAAGGAAUGACUGAGUGAAUAUAAAGGGAAAGGGGUGGGGGAUAGUAUUUACGAUGGGAAACGUGAUAGUGAAAAGUCAUAGAUGGAGAAAGUUGCUCUACAAAAAACUGGAUUCAUUUCCUCUUGUUAAACAUGUACCAUGCAUUUCUCAGCUUGGGGUAUCUUAUUUUGUGGAAAGUGGACUCACAUCUGAAUUAAGCAUUAUAGGGAAGAAUGCUUAUUCUACUUAUUUCCUAUAUGAUAUCCAAAGUUGCAGGAUCAUAAUCUCUUGUGCCACCUCUAUUUCUAGAAUUACAGCUCAUACUUUCACAUUUUCAUAUAAACAACUAUUCCCCUUAGAUAGUAACUGCAACCAACCAGUAUUAUGUAGUACAGUGCCUAGUUGUAAUGGGCAGUUCUGUUAUUUUCAGAGCUUUCAGGAUAUAUCCUCCUAAUGGGCUAAGAUUGGGAUCUUUAUUAUCUCUGAAGAUUGGAAAAGAUUUACUUUUGGGUGCUUCUUCUCUUGACUCUUGAGUUGGGAAAUUGACAUAUUUCCAACCUCUUACCCACCUCAACAGUACAUCCCAGGAUUCACCACAUUAGGAAGAGCCUGGCUGGCUAUCCUGUCCUACGUUGUUCCUUUAAGAUAGCCUCGGUCCCAUGAUGCAAAUGAAAGCUGAAGGUUUUAGGAAGUAAAAAUGAAAAGGGCAGGGAUUCCAAGCCCUGCUUCAAAGUUGUUUACUUAUUUAUUCUCUGCUUACCAUUUUUGGGGAGACUUAAGGAUAGCACAAAGAAGGUGCCAAGUAAUUGAGAACAGACCGCUUAAACAACACUUUUUACAGAGGAACGAGGGAGCCAAAUGCAGCACAUUUGUCAUUUUGUUGUUUUGGUUUAAUAAUUUUGAGGUCUCUUCUCUCACACACAGAAAGAACUGGUUUUAUUUACUGUUGAUUUUUUUUUUCCCUCCUGUGGAUGAAAUAAUUGAAGCCUAGAGGAAUGAACUAGUGCUACUGAACUGUUUAAAUUAUUUGUGUUAAUAGUACACUUUGAGUAUCUUUUUCCACAUUAAAGAAAUCUUUCUGAAUUAUAAUGUUUUCCUUACAUUAUUUAACAAUGUACACUGUUUAAAAAAAAAUAAACAAUUCAAACCUUGGGGGUUUCUCAGCAGCCGUUAAUUGUACAUUUUGCACUAACUCUGGGUGUUGCGCUUCUUGUAAGAUUGCGCUUUGUGCUGCAGUUUGUUACCUUUGUAGACUUAUUUAAUGAGACCAUUCAAAUAAACCAAACUUGCUUUUGUUGA
Condylura cristata (star-nosed mole) is the source of this 10415-nucleotide messenger RNA. It is a transcript of the gene WNK1, whose product is annotated as WNK lysine deficient protein kinase 1. Gene Ontology annotation, biological process: protein phosphorylation; positive regulation of potassium ion import across plasma membrane; intracellular signal transduction. Bases 74 to 7783 code for a protein of 2569 amino acids. Gene Ontology annotation, molecular function: protein serine/threonine kinase activity; ATP binding; potassium channel inhibitor activity. The record is from RefSeq and is a predicted model, not a curated record. Gene Ontology annotation, cellular component: cytoplasm; cytosol. NCBI's taxonomy places the organism in Eukaryota, Metazoa, Chordata, Mammalia, Eulipotyphla, Talpidae. The transcript has 30 exons.